This is a messenger RNA of Melospiza melodia melodia, 6369 nucleotides long. It is a transcript of the gene PCSK5, whose product is annotated as proprotein convertase subtilisin/kexin type 5. NCBI's taxonomy places the organism in Eukaryota, Metazoa, Chordata, Aves, Passeriformes, Passerellidae. The transcript is spliced from 39 exons. Gene Ontology annotation, cellular component: Golgi membrane; trans-Golgi network; neuron projection. Gene Ontology annotation, biological process: peptide hormone processing. Bases 527 to 6262 code for a protein of 1911 amino acids. Gene Ontology annotation, molecular function: serine-type endopeptidase activity. The record is from RefSeq and is a predicted model, not a curated record.
UCGGAGUGCACUGAGGCUCCGAGCUGCCAACACUCACACAUCGCCUGCCGUCGCAGCCGCGCUGCUCCCGGAUUCCGGAGAGAGGGAGCGAGUAGAGGCGAAGAAAAGCCAGACGCGGGAGAGGAGGCAGAAGACCGCUGGCGGGGGGAAGGAAGUCAGAGAGGAGGGAAACGUAGGGACAGGGAUAAGGACCCCUCCUCCUCGCGGAGAGACGACUUCCCAUGUAGCUAGGGAUAGAGGGGGAAGCUGGCGCUCAGGAACAGUGAGAGAAGCUCUCACAAGCAAGUUACUUAAUUCCGGGAGAGCGGCGGGAAGAGGGCACAGCAGCAAUCACUGAUCAGAACCACUUAUUCCCAGCCCCUCAUCAUUUAACCCCCGGGUGGUUCAAUGCACUACUCCAAGCUCUUCCUAGUUUCUUCCUCGGGCUAACUUCGGAGGACGUACCGCCGGAGCGGCCCGGAGGGGAGGACAAGGGCCUCGGAAGAAGGAAGGAGAAGUUUUGUGGGGGUUGCGUGCAGAGGAGAAGAUGGGCUGGAAGCGCCGCUGUUGCUGGGGAGGCGGAGGCGGCGGGGACCUUCUCUGCCGGCUCACCCUGGUGCUGGGGUUCCUGCUGCCCGCCUGCAGGACGCGCCUCUACACCAACCACUGGGCUGUGCGGAUAACCGGGGGGCUCCCGGAGGCCAACAGGAUAGCGAGCAAAUACGGAUACGUCAAUAUAGGACAGAUUGGAACAUUGAAGGACUACUACCACUUCUACCAUAGUAAAACAAUUAAAAGGUCAGUUCUCUCAAGUAGAGGUACCCACAGCUUCAUUUCAAUGGAACCAAAGGUGGAGUGGAUACAACAGCAGGUGGUUAAAAGAAGGAUAAAGAGGGAUUAUAAGCCUGGUGGUACCCAAUCCACUUAUUUCAAUGAUCCCAAGUGGCCAAGCAUGUGGUACAUGCACUGCAGUGACAACACCCACCAUUGCCAAUCAGAUAUGAAUAUAGUAGGUGCUUGGAAGAGAGGUUACACUGGAAAGAAUGUUGUGGUCACCAUCCUGGAUGACGGCAUUGAAAGAAACCACCCAGACUUGAUGCAGAAUUAUGAUUCGCAAGCCAGUUUUGAUGUAAAUGGAAAUGAUUUUGACCCUAUGCCUCGAUAUGAUGCCAGCAACGAGAACAAGCAUGGAACCCGUUGUGCUGGAGAAGUGGCAGCCACGGCAAACAACUCACACUGCACAGUAGGAAUCGCCUUUAAUGCCAAGAUUGGAGGUGUACGGAUGCUGGAUGGAGAUGUGACAGAUAUGGUGGAAGCAAAGUCCCUAAGCCUUAAUCCCCAGCACAUCCACAUCUACAGUGCCAGCUGGGGGCCCGAUGACGACGGUAAGACCGUGGAUGGACCCGCUUCUCUAGCACGUCAGGCCUUUGAGAACGGCAUCAGAAUGGGACGAAGAGGCUUAGGUUCAGUCUUUGUUUGGGCUUCUGGAAAUGGUGGAAGAAGUCGAGAUCACUGCUCCUGUGAUGGCUACACCAACAGCAUCUACACUAUCUCCAUAAGCAGCACAGCUGAAAGUGGAAAAAAGCCGUGGUAUCUGGAAGAAUGUGCAUCCACACUAGCUACAACAUACAGCAGUGGAGAAUCCUAUGACAGGAAAAUAAUUACUACAGACCUGAGGCAGCGUUGCACAGAUAGCCAUACUGGAACCUCAGCCUCUGCACCUAUGGCUGCAGGCAUCAUUGCCCUGGCACUGGAAGCAAAUCCAUUUCUGACCUGGAGAGACGUACAGCACAUUAUUGUCAGGACUUCACGUGCAGGACAUCUGAAUGCUAAUGACUGGAAAACCAAUGCAGCUGGUUAUAAGGUGAGCCACCUUUAUGGAUUUGGACUGAUGGAUGCUGAAGCAAUGGUGACAGAAGCAGAAAAGUGGACAACGGUGCCUCCACAGCAUGUGUGUGUGGAGAACACAGAUCGGCAAAUCAAAACAAUACGACCUGACAGCAUUGUCCGUUCAAUUUACAAAGCCACUGGCUGUUCAGAUAAUCCUAACCACCAUGUGAUCUACUUGGAGCAUGUUGUUGUACGUAUCACUAUUACUCACCCUCGACGUGGAGACUUGGCAAUUUACCUAACCUCUCCUUCUGGAACUAGGUCACAGCUCUUGGCCAACAGGCUAUUUGAUCAUUCCAUGGAAGGAUUCAAAAACUGGGAGUUUAUGACUACUCACUGCUGGAGUGAAAAAGCAGCAGGUGAUUGGAUCUUGGAAAUCUGUGACACUCCAUCUCAGCUGAGAAAUUUCAAGACUCCAGGCAAAUUGAAAGAGUGGUCCUUAGUACUGUAUGGAACAUCCAUCCAGCCUUACUCACCAAGAAAUGAUUUUUCCAAAGUGGAAAGAGUGCGCUCCAGUCCAGUUGAAGACCCUACAGAAGAUUAUGCAACAGAUGACUAUUCAGGUCCCUGUAAUGCAGAAUGCAGUAAAGUAGGGUGUGAUGGGCCAGGACCAGAUCAUUGUACUGACUGUCUGCACUAUUACUACAAAUCUAAAAACAACACAAGGAUCUGUGUUUCGACCUGCCCACCUGGUCACUACAAUGCAGACAAGAAACGAUGUAAAAAAUGCUCACCCAAUUGUGAAACCUGUGUUGGAGGCCAUAGUGACCAGUGCAUGACCUGUAAAUCUGGCUACUACCUGAAUGAAGUAACCAAUAGCUGUAUUACCAACUGCCCUGACGGGUUUUACCUGGACAAGAAUAAGAUUGUUUGUCGUAAAUGCAGUGAAAACUGCAAGACCUGUAUUGAAUUCCAAAUCUGCACAGAGUGCAAGCAUGGACUAAGUUUGCAUGGCACCAGAUGCACUAUCCGCUGUGAAGAAGGAAAAUACCAUAAUGGCAGAGAAUGUGAGCCAUGCCACCGUUCCUGUGCAACAUGUGCAGGUGCUGGAGUAGAUGCCUGUAUAAACUGCACACAGGGUUACUUUAUGGAAGAUGGAAGAUGUGUGCUGUCCUGUAGCAGUGGUUAUUAUCUUGAUCACUCUGCUGAAAGUGGAUACAAAAGCUGCAAAAGAUGUGAUGCCAGCUGUUUGGAUUGCAGUGGCCAAGGAGACAGAAACUGUACAAGCUGUCCAAGUGGCUAUAACCUAGACACUGGUGUCUGUGUCAUUGGAACAGUAUGCAAGGAUGCCACGGAAGAGUCCUGGGCCGAGGGAGGAUUCUGUAUGCUGGUGAAAAAGAACAAUCUCUGCCAGAGGAAAGUGCUUCAGCAAUUGUGCUGCAGAACAUGCGAAUAUCUUGACGAUUCCCAAGAAUGCCAGUUGUGUGACACAUCCUGUCAGAAAUGCAUUGGACCUGAGCCAGACAACUGCAUCAGCUGCCCACUCACAAGAGUCUUUGAUGACGGGGGCUGUGUUGUGCAGUGCCCCAGGGGAAAGUUUGAAUUCAAGCAGCACUGUCACCUGUGCCAUCACACCUGCCUGGACUGCGCUGGCAGUGAGCCUAACAAAUGCACCGCUUGUGGAACAGACAGCAGAGGGGUGGAACGUUUCCUGUACCAUGGGGAGUGCAGAGACCAUUGUCCUCCAGGCCACCUCCACUUGGAGCACACCUGCGUGCCUUGCCCUGGCCACUGCGAGGUGUGCCUGAACUCCAGCCACUGCAAAAGGUGUUCCAGAGGCUACUACCUUGCUCAAAACGUGUGUGAGAAGCACAGCUGUAGAGAAGGUGAAGUGGAAGAUCCUGACUCUGAAGACUGCAUACCAUGUUCAGAUGGAUGCCAGAGCUGCAGACAGGAUGAUCCAAGAAUUUGUAUAACAUGCAUUCAAAACUAUUACAUGUAUGAGCAGCAUUGCUAUAAAUACUGUCCAGAAAACACCUACAGAGAUGAAAGUUCUUGGCAGUGCAGAGAUUGUCCUCGCAGCUGUGACAGCUGUGACAAGGACGGGUGUGACUGGUGCAAGGAAGGCUUCUAUCUCUCAGAUGGCACCUGUGUGAGUGAGUGUGGAGAUGGCUUCUUUGCUGAUGGCAUCUCCAGAGAGUGUGAGCCCUGCCACAGGAGCUGUGUGACCUGUGCUGGGCACAGCUACAAGGACUGCACUGCGUGCAAAGACAGUUUCCAGCUGUCUCAUGGGCAGUGCCUGAAACCAAGAAAUUCUCUGCCAGUCAUAAGAACUCCACUUGACACUCAUUGGGCCCCCUUUUGGAGGGAAACAGCAGGCAGAAAUGGAAAUAGAAAAUUGCUGUCCUGUGACUCUUCGUGUUUGACCUGUGAGAAAUCUGCUGAUGUGUGUACUUCAUGUCUGAAAGGAAAAUUUCUUAUCCGUGACAGCUGUGUUUCUCUGUGCCCGUCAAAAUAUUUUGGCAACAUUGCAAGCGGAAAGUGUGAGGAGUGCGGGCAGGACUGUGAGGUGUGCUCUGACCAGUGGCACUGUCAGAAGUGUCAGGCUGAACAGAACCAGCAGCUCUUCCUCCACAAAGGCAGAUGUUUACAGGAGUGCCCUGAGGGAUAUUUUAAUGAUUCUGAGACUUGCAAGGAAUGCAGUGGAUCCUGUAAGACAUGCAUGGGAAGUGCCACCCAAUGCCUGUCCUGUAAAAGUCCUUUGCUUCUGGAGCACUGGAAAUGUAAAUCUACUUGUUCAGAGAAGCAUUUUGCCUCUGAAGGAAUCUGCAAACAUUGCCCUGAAAUGUGUCAGGAAUGUAUUCACAAUGAAAUAUGCACAGAGUGUAUGGAUGAGUUUUUCCUGCACGACGGGAAGUGUGUACAGGAAUGCCCUUCACGCUUCUACCCUGAAGACAAGCACUGCUUUCCCUGCCAUGCCGACUGCAAGGACUGCAAUGGGCCAGAGUCUGAUGACUGCACAGCAUGCACUUACAGCGUAUUUUUCCUCUACAAUGGCAUGUGUUUUAAAGAGUGCCCUGAGGGCAGUUACUAUGAAGAAGCCACCAAAGACUGCCAAGCAUGCAACAGGACAUGCCAGACUUGUUCCUCUUCCACCACCUGCCUAACUUGCAGAAAUGGGUGGAUAUUGAACCAUGAUGGGCACUGUAUGUUAUCUGGAUACUGUCCUCCCACUGAGUACUACCUUGAGGAAAUUCAGACCUGCAAAUCUUGCCACAAGAAAUGCUUCCACUGCUCAGGACCUACUGAACACCAGUGUCUUAGCUGUGCAAAUAACCGGUAUCUUCUCAACAGAACCUGUGUUGAAACAUGCCCAGAUGGAUAUUAUGCUGACAGCACAGAGAGGCAAUGUUCUGCAUGCCACAGCACCUGUGACACUUGCACUGGGAAACACAGCUCACAGUGCCUUUCCUGCAAACUGGGUUGGUACAGACAAGGAAAAGGAUGUGUAACCCAUUGUCCAGCAGGGUAUUUUGCACAAAAUUCCACUGGAUCAUGUGAGAGGUGCCACAAGAGUUGUAAGGAGUGUACGGGGCCUCGAGCCACAGACUGUCUUUCCUGUAAUAUGUAUUUCUACCUGCUGCACGCCACAAACGAAUGUGUUAGCUCUUGUCCUCAGUACUACUAUGAAAACAAGGACAACAACAUCUGUGAGAGAUGCCACUCUUCCUGUUUAACUUGUGACGGGAAGGGAGCACUCAGCUGCACAUCUUGUGUAUGGAGCUACAGUUUAUUAAAUGGAAUGUGCAACUCAGACUGUUUUGUAGGUGAAUACAAAGUCCAGGAGACUCCAGGACAGAAGGAGAGCAAACCCAAGUGUGAGAGAUGUGACAGCUCAUGCGUUGAGUGCAAGGGACCUGGUCCUCUCAACUGCACAGUCUGUCCAGCCAGCAUGCAGCUCUUCCUGGAGGAAAGCCGCUGCCUGCCCUGCUGCAGCAACACUGACCCAGCAGAAACCCCAGAGUGCUGUGACUGCAGUGAAACACAAGAUGACUGCGUAUUACAGACAACUCUACCACCUGGACAAAAAAGCAAAACUAUUUUAUUUGUUAUCACUUGCAUUUUGCUUCUGCUUAUCAUUGGAGCCAUUGUAUUCAUCUGGAGAAAGGCACGAACCAAAACCCAGCCUGUCAAUAAAGGACGAUAUGAGAAGCUGACAAAUCACUCCAAAACCUUUCCUUCCUCUGCAAGCAACUAUCACAAGAAUCCCAGUUACCAUGAGGAUCAAGUGAUUGAAUACAGAGACAGAGAUUAUGAAGAUGAUGAUGAUGAAGAUGACAUUGUAUACAUGGGCAAGGAUGGCACAAUUUAUCACAAAUUUAAAUAUGGACUUUUGGAGGAUGAUGAGGAAGAUGAGCUAGAAUAUGAUGAUGAAAGUUACUCAUUUAGAUAACUUUUUACUAGUUUACUAACAGUAAAUUAGUCCUAUUCUACUGUUUUUCCUAUGAAAUUAUAGCUAUUUAGUUAAUAUGUUUUGUUACUGGAUAGCAUCCUGACCUC